CUUCCUUAAUUUUUCAUUUUCGAAAAUUUUUACGUCUCUCUUAUUCAUUGACUAGUUUUACCUAGACGUAAAGUGAUACGGCUAAAGUAUAGGGCAGUUAAACUUGCCGUACAUACGAGAAUAUCGAUAGCGCCUCAGUGCUAUGUAAGAGACUUGGCACCUGUGCGAGAAAAAAGGAGUGAAUGAGAGAGGGGACUUGGGGAGGCAUCAAACCACCGUAGCCUCUCCUCCCUCAAGUUAAAUCAACUCGUUUUUAUAAAUAAUAAUGGAGAACAUUGAUUGGAUAGUGGCAGGUUGGUGUAUUUGUACAAUGUACAUAGAGUAGAAAGAGCUUAACUAGUAACAUAUGUAUGCAUAAGUCCCUCGAGAAGGACCCGUGAGGCCUGAGGCCUGCAAGUCAGACAGUCUAUCGGGUUAACCUCAUGCACAGAAUACAGCCAAUCAGACGUCAUUGCUCCCUUCCCCUUACUCCUUAACCCUCCCCCGGUGCGCCAUUGUAGCACUUGUACUUCUCCUUCACUCCGCUCUCCCCAAUCUGCAAAUCAGUUUGCCGCGGGCCUUCCGUCAGUUCUGUCUGUACUGUGUGAACUUUUGAGGCGCAUCGAUUCAAACCUCUCCAUUCAAACCAUUCUGCCUCAAUAACAUCAUGCCAAUCCCCUUGAAUUUAUAUAGAUUUUAUUCAACGGAUACCAUGUCAAUUAUUGAAUUUCAAUGUGGUGCAAUAUCUAAUUGCUAUUCUCGCUCGCAUUAUUUUACUUAAGAUAACCAUUGUUUGUCAAUAAAUAGAGAAUUGUCAAAAAGGUGACUGAAAAAUUGGUGAUUUAAAAAAUGCCAUUUACUUGGUUCUGUGUUGCCGAUUAAACAAACAAACAAAAAAAAAAUAUAGUCAGUGGAUAGAUAUAUAAAUUUUAAGAGGGUUAUGGCGCCUCCUGAUAGGAUAAGAAGAUGCUCACCACCUCCGCGUUCUGGCGCUGGCCUCAGUCACUCGGUUCUUGAUUUGGCACAAAUUCGGGCCCUAGUCGAGUCAACAGGCAUGGUGGGGUGUUCCAUGUGUCCAUCCUGCCAAAUGCCGUUCGACAAAGGAAAGAAACGCCGACUCAUUGAUUCAUGUGGCCACGAGAGAUGCUACUCGUGUCUAUUUCGCAGUGAGGCAUGUCCAAUAUGUCGUAAUACAUAUGAAAAUAGCCAAGAUGAUUCUGUUAUACUGCAGGAUGAUAUUGUCAAUUACGAUACUGGUUUUUGUUCCUCCGAGCCAGUCUCUGUUAUAGCAACUGACGACUGGGAUGACGAACCCUGUGGCAGUCCUCAGUUCACCACCAAAAUCAUUAGAAAUUUACCCAAUCGUGUCGUCCAUCAAGGAUUGGAGAGCGUCAUGUCUUCAUCAAUUAUGGGAAAGGGAGCAAAGGGCAAGCCACCGAUUCUUUCAGAGUCUAGCGCUUCCCACUCUCGUCACAAACCUCAAGUUAUGGCUCAGAGUUGUUCUACACCACACAAUCAACGGAGACGAUUUUUUUUGAGUUCCAAGGGUCUAAAGAGUCCCUUCACCCCACAAAAAUCGAGGAGAGGUCCGUCCACAUCGCAGCAAGAGAACGAUAAUCCUUCUACUCUAUCAGCGUGGAUGACAUCCUCAUGGGAAGGUACCUCACGUUGGCCAGGCGUGGUGCUUGGAAAAAUAAAAUCUUUAUGGAGUACAAAUCAAGGAACUGCUAGUGAUGGAUUGAAUCAGCUUAUUGAUCCGCCAAGAAUACCGAAAUCCGAUGGCCUCAACAGGCUUGUCAAUGCACCGAAAAAAUCUAAAAUCUUGAUUCUUGAACACUUCAAAAGACCAACAGAUGACGAAGGAGGUAGUGUAAAACCACUAUCCUCAAAAAGUAGAAAAUCUUCACAAUCUGACCUAUACAUGCGCCUGGGUCUUCUCCUGGGUUCAGGGCAUCUGCGCACCUCCUCCGGAAUAGAGCCAAUCGCCUCAUCAUCACAACAUCCUCAACGAUCAGAUUCACGAUGCCAUGAGGCAUCCUUCAGCAGCUUAACCAGUUUCGAUCAACAGACACUGGCUUCAACAAACACCAGUCCAGUAUCGACGCUGACCGGCACAUCAAGUGAAGCCGAAGUUGCAGCGGCAUUGCGUUCUACCCCAAUGAAACCAAAAGGCAAAUUCAGGCAAAAAUCAAAGAUAAAAGACUGUGAUUCAGCCGGAAGUCUUGCCUCAAUAUCCACCUCGAUCUCAGCAUCAACCUCCAUGUCCAUGUCUAUGUCAAUGUCAGUGUCGGUUUCAGGUCUUUCCAAUGGCAGUUGCAGUCCUCUCACCUCUCGAAAAAUCUCAAUAAACCCUGAAGAUGAGGCAAGCUUGAAGAAUCGAAAAUGUUGCGCGAGAAGAUCGGGUCGAGGAUUAAUCAAGCCCCUAGAAUUAAAAAUGAGAUUGCUCUCUCACCCCACAGCUCAGCUUACCCUUAAACCCCUUUUCUUCGAGGUACCAUCAAUCGAACCAGAUCCAUGCUUUACUGGUAGGCUUUGGCUUCUUCAAGAGCUAGACAAUCUCAUCAAGGGUUCUAGCCCUGGGGUGCUUUUGUCAGGAGCACCAGGUACUGGAAAAACGUCGCUUAUUCUUCAACUAGUUGAGCACAGUUGUUUUGGCAGAAAGAGAGAGCAAUGUUUGAGGGCAGAAAUGGCCGAAUGUGAUGAAGAUGAGGCGUUUAGUCAGGAUAAACAGACAAUGACAUCGACCUUUGAAAUCAAUAUUAAAAAGACUAAUGAGAAGAUACGAGAAAUAGCCAGCCAUGUGGUUGCAUAUCAUUUUUGUCAAGCUGAUAACAACAGUACUUGUUUAGUUCCUGAUUUAAUUCAUUCUAUAGCUGCCCAAUUAUGUCAAGCACCCCAAUUGAUUGCAUACAGAGAGUAUUUGUUAUCGGAGCCACAUUUACAAGGAUCAUUAUCUCAGAGAGAAUGCACGGUAGACCCUGAUCUCGCCCUAUCUAGGGGCAUUAUUGAGCCAAUGCUGACUCUUAGAAAGACUGGACGACUUCCUGAGGUGAACAUGGUGGUGCUUAUUGAUGCUAUUUGUGAGGCUGAAUAUCACAGGCCUGACAGAGGUGAUACUAUUGCUUCCUUUCUUACUAGACACGCACCUAAUUUUCCCAGCUGGAUGAAAAUUGUGUGUACUGUAAGGAGCGAGCUGAGGGAGUGUGCUAAGGCUUUUCCUUAUACUAGAAUUUCUCUUGAUAGAAAUAGUAAUAGCAGCACUUCAAUCGGUCUUUGUAUUGGCAGAGAUUUGUCUGAAUACAUAAGCCACAGGUUGGCCCAAAGCGCUGUUAUACAGGCUAAUAUCACAUCAAGUGUUAAUGGAAAGGAGUCCUCCUGUGGAGCAAAUCACAACAGGUUCGCUACACAUCUACUCUCCCUCGCUGGAGGCAGCUUUCUUUUUGUGAAGCUCACCCUUGAUCUCAUUGAGAGUGGACAUAUUGUUGCUAAAUCUGCCACUUAUAAGGUUUUGCCAGUAUCUUUAGCACAGAUAUACCAACUUCAUUUCAAUCUGAGAUUUCCAACUGCCACUUCAUUUGAAAAAGUUCAGCCACUUCUUGCUGUCUGUCUAGCAGCUCUUUAUCCACUUACACUGCCAGAAAUUUUUUAUUCGGUCAAUUCAUUGUAUAUGGAGCAGUUCGUUUCAUGGGAGGAAUUUUUACAGAGAUUUAAGAUGCUCUCUGGUUUUCUCGUGAAACGUCUGGACGAUACAUAUAUGUUCUUUCAUCCCUCUUUCAGAGAGUGGUUAAUUCGUCGUGAUGAAAAUGAAUCAGUGAAAUUCCUAUGCGAUCUUCGUCUGGGACACACAGCUAUAUCCUUCCGUCUCUCUCGGCUGGAAUGUCCCCUAUCAGGUGAUAAAGUUCUAGAGCUUGGUCAUCAUAUUUUAAAAGCCCACCUCUACCGAGGAGUGAGCCCCUCUUUUCCUUCACGAGAUCUCCAAGCUUGGUGGAUGAGUUGGUCAACGGAGUGCAUCUCAUCAGCCGUGUGUACGCUACGUAAUAUCUACAGUCCGAACGUUAAAGUAUCAAGAUUACUCCUGCUGGCAGGAGCCUCCCCCAACCAUAGAACCGAAUAUCUCGGCAACGCCCCAGUUCUCUGUAUGUAUGCUCAUGAAGGCUCAGUAGAGAUGGUCUCUCUCCUGUUGGAAUUUGGAGCUGAUGUUGAGCUUACCAAUUCUCAAGGGUGUACAGCUCUUUCUCUCGCCUCUACACGUGGCCACUGCGAUGUUGUUCGGUUGUUGGCUGGUGCUGGAGCCUCAUUGGGUCACGCAGAUAUAGCUGGCCAGUGUCCCCUCGUUCAUGCAGCACGCCAUGGACGUUUUCCAGUUGUUGGCUAUCUAUUGGCAUGCGAUUGGUCCACUCCUACUAGUGAAAGUCAAAUAGUACCAUUUGAAACCUCACGCGAGGAAGCAGCUCAACAGGCUGUUGUCGCAGCAGCUUCCCAAGGCCAUGAGUCGGUCGUUGAAUAUCUUCUCGACAUGGCUAAAGUCAAUAUCGACGGGUCUGAUACAUUAAUUGGAGAAACUCCAUUGACAAUUGCAUCGGCCCACGGCUCAACAGCUACAGUAUCAGCUCUAUUAGCUAGAGGGGCUAAUCCCACAGCUCUCAACGCAAAAGGUUUAACUCCAUUGAUGUUAGCCGCUCGAGAGGGCCAUUGGGGAACUGCAGAACGCCUUCUUCAGGACUAUACUAAUGCCCAUGCCACUUCCAAAUCACUUUCAACUUCAAUUGAACAAGUAACAACAGAGCAAUUACUUGAACAAAGAGAUACUAUGGGAAGAACAGCACUUAUGAUGGCUGCGUCGGAGGGACACAUCAAUGUAAUUGAUCUACUGUUGGAAAGAGGCGCUUCACUGGAGGCUGUUGAUAAGGAGGGACUGACUGGAUUAGGUUGGGCAUGUGUGAGGGGUAGAGUUGCUACGGUACAAACACUAUUAGACCGUGGUGCUGAUAUUGGUGCUAAUGAUAAAACGGGCAGGACACCUUUGGAUCUCGCUGCCUUCCAGGGUAAUCCAAAAUUGGUUCAAUUAUUGUUGGAGAGGGGAGCUGUUGUUGAACACGUCGAUUUAAACGGAAUGAGACCAUUGGAUAGAGCUAUUGGCUGCAGAAAUAUACCUGUUAUCCAGUGUUUUUUGAGAAGAGGGGCUAAACUCGGCCCAGCAACAUGGGCUAUGGCACAGGGCAAACCUGAUGUACUAUUAAUACUCCUGAAUAAAUUACUUGAAGAUGGCAAUGUGCUUUACAGAAAAGAACGACUCAAGGAAGCCUCUCACAGAUAUGCUUAUGCCUUGAAAAAGUUUCCCGGAGCUUCCGAUCAAGCUCAAGAUUCUCCAAAUCAAGAAGGGAACAAUUUGAUUUUUCAUCUUCAAACAUUUACACAGUUGAAGCUCAAUUUUUUGCUCAACCUUAGUCGGUGUAAACGUAAAAUGAAUGAAUCUGAAGAGGCUUUAGAAUUAGCAAACCAAGCUCUCAAAAUUCGUCCAUCGUCAUACGAGGCAUUUUAUGCUCGUGCCAAGGCUAAAGUUGAUUUAACAUAUUAUGAAGAUGCUCUGGUGGACGUUAAAGAGGCUCUGCAAAUAGCCCCAGUUAAUAACCGACAGGAUCGUCGUGUUUUAUGUGCCUUGAAGGACGAGAUAAUAUCAAAAAUAGAGGGAACAGGAAUAGGAUGCAGCAAGACUCUGGUUGACGUUACUUCUAGAAGAUUCAGAGCAUCGGUUGAUACAUUGACUGAGCUUUAGAAUUCUUCUCCACUAUAUGUCAUCUCGUUCAACCUACUUUGCGCAGCUGUGGAUAUCGUUGAAACUAAUUUAUUAUUGAUAAUUCAUUUUUUGUUGAUUAUUAUUGAAUCUUCCAAUCUAUUCCAAAGUUCUUCGAAAAAAUUAAGAAAUCUUGUUCACUUUUCCAUGUCAUUGAUUUAUAAACUAUUGUAUUUUUCUUUUUUUUUUUCAAUUUGCUGAUUCGAUUCAAAAUCGAGCAGAUAUUAUUUUUUGUAUUAUAUUAUAUAAAUCUAAAAAUUAUUACCAAUUUUUUUCUGUGAAUUAUAUCGACUGGAAUGGUGGGAGAUAAUUUGAUUUUUAAUUUUUCAGUAUUUGUUUCGAAUUUUAAGAGUGGUACAUAUUUAAUUGAUUAAUUAAUGUUCAAAAGUUAAGAUUCAACCAUAAGACUUGCCAUUUGUUUAUUAAAUUAUAUAAUGAAAAAA
Fopius arisanus is the source of this 6216-nucleotide messenger RNA. It is a transcript of the gene rols, whose product is annotated as rolling pebbles. The coding region runs from base 920 to 5755 and encodes 1611 amino acids. Gene Ontology annotation, molecular function: protein binding. The record is from RefSeq and is a predicted model, not a curated record. The transcript has 8 exons. NCBI's taxonomy places the organism in Eukaryota, Metazoa, Arthropoda, Insecta, Hymenoptera, Braconidae.